CACACCACUGUACUCCAGCCUGAGUGAUAGAACAGAACUCUGUUUAAAAAAAAAAGAAAAGGAUCAGGCUUCUGGUCUUUCUGCAAAAGUGGGCACUCCAUAUGGAGAUGCCAUAUGAGGGCCAUGCUGGCCGCAUUGUGGGGUUUUACUUUGUUUUGUUUGAGACGGAGUCUGGCUCUGUCAUCCAGGCUGGAGUGCAGUGGUGUUAUCUCAGCUCACUACAACCUCCGCCUCCCGGGGCUCAAGUGAUUCUCAUGCCUCAGCCUCCUGAGUAGCUGGGAUUACAGGCAUGCGCUAACAUGUCUGACUAAUUUUUGUGUUUUUUAGUAGAGACAGGGUUUCGCCAUGUUGACCAGGCUGGUCUUGAACCCCUGGCCUCAGGUGAUCUGCCCGCCUUGCCCUCCCAAAUUGUUGGGAUUACAGGCAUGAGUCACUGCAUCUGGCCUCUAUUGUGGUUUUGAAGGGGCAGUGAAAUGAUGCUGGUGAAAGUGCCUGCACCGUGCUCACGGCUAGCACAGGCUCAGAAAAGGCAUGCUCCUUUCCUUCCCCCGAGUUCUCAAGCUCUCUCCCCAUCUUGCCCAACCUCUCCUCUCUUCAGGGCUCAGCCUGUUGCUGCUUCCCUUGCUCCUGGUGCAAGCUGGCGUCUGGGGAUUCCCAAGACCCCCAGGAAGGCCCCUGCUGAGCCUGCAGGAGCUGCAGAGGGAGUUCACCGUCAGCCUUCAUCUCGCCAGGAAGCUGCUCUCCCAGGUUCGGGGCCAGGCCCACCGCUUUGCGGAAUCUCACCUGCCAGGAGUGAACCUGGACCUCCUGCCCCUGGGAGAGCAGCUUCCCGGUGUUUCCCUGACCUUCCAGGCUUGGCGCCGCCUCUCUGACCCGGAGCGCCUCUGCUUCCUCUCUACCACACUUCAGCCCUUCCAUGCCCUGCUGGGAGGGCUGGGGAGCCAGGGCCGCUGGACCAACACAGAGAGGAUGCAGCUGUGGGCCAUGAGGCUGGACCUCCGGGAUCUGCAGCGGCACUUCCGCUUCCAGAUGCGAGCUGCAGGAUUUCGCCUCCUGGAAGAGGAGGAGGAGGAGGAGGAGGAGGAGGAGGAGCACGAAGGGAAGGGGCUGCUCCCAGGGGCACUGGGCAUUGCCUCACAGGUGCCGGCGCAGGUGUCCUGGCCCCAGCUCCUCUCCACCUACCGCCUAUUGCACUCCUUGGAGCUCGUCUUAUCUCGGGCCGUGCGGGACUUGCUGUUGCUAUCCAAGGCCAGGCACCCAGUCUGGGCCCUGGGGUCCCCAACACUGGGCCCCAGCCCUGAUCAGGUGGCUUCUUAGCCCCCUGCCCCUCACCCUUUAGGACUUUCAGAUUGGAGUCUUGACACCCGGGCAGCCUCCGAAUCAUCAGCCUUGGACAAGAAAGGCUGUUUCAGCCUGCUGCCCCGGGCGCUACCCACUAACUGAAAGCCCCUCCAGUCCUCGCCAGCUAUUUAUUUCCUGGAUACUUAUUUAUUGUUUAGGGAGAUGAUGGUUUAUUUAUUGUCUCGGGGCCUGCUGGUCCUCCAAGGGCAGGACCCCCAUGCUGGGUGCCUAAUAAAACACUCUCACCCA
Molecule: messenger RNA, 1590 nt
Organism: Callithrix jacchus (white-tufted-ear marmoset)
Lineage: Eukaryota; Metazoa; Chordata; Mammalia; Primates; Cebidae
Gene: IL27
Product: interleukin 27
Biological process (GO): regulation of T cell proliferation; regulation of T-helper 1 cell differentiation
Molecular function (GO): interleukin-27 receptor binding
Source: RefSeq, a predicted model, not a curated record